Molecule: messenger RNA, 402 nt
Organism: Ostreobium quekettii
Lineage: Eukaryota; Viridiplantae; Chlorophyta; Ulvophyceae; Bryopsidales; Ostreobiaceae
Source: the annotation of a GenBank genome assembly
AUGUGCCCUCUUGGCCCAGUGGACAGGAACGGGCAUGGCCGUUUGUUGCCGACGGUGAUUUGGGAGAUGCGGGUGCACUCACACGUAGCUGGACAGGAGGCGAAGGUCGUUGUUGAUGAUAGUUGCCGAAAUUGGAGAAGGAUGCGGAAGUGUUUUGUUCGGCAGGUCGGUGUAGGUUGUAGAUGGGGUGAUGGGAGGCCUGCGGUUGAGGAAGAGGGGUGUAAGAUCUUCGACUAUAUUUCUCCAAUGGGAGGAGCGAAUCCAGACGCAUUCGAGGAGGUGAAUGGCUGGCCGUGGAGCCUUGCAGGCGGCGCUUGUCAUGCGGAAGGCGACAAGCCAUACGUGGAGUACCCCGUGUGCCCUAUAAACAAGAACUAUCACCUGCAGGCGCGGGACUUGUGA